Mesorhabditis spiculigera is the source of this 999-nucleotide messenger RNA. The record is from the annotation of a GenBank genome assembly. Lineage: Eukaryota; Metazoa; Nematoda; Chromadorea; Rhabditida; Rhabditidae.
AUGGACGUACUGAACGCGCGCUACUGGAUCAAGGAGAAUAUGACGUGGGCGCAGUACGAGGAUGCCGGCGACUACAGUGUCCUCGAUAUUUUUCGCACGCUCUACUGGGCCUUUCCGAUGCUCGUAUUUCGGUUGUUUUGGGAGGCUUGUGUCGGUAUCCCCCUGAGCCACCUCUUCGGCUACAACAAGGGCCCCUGGCUCGCCAAUUCGACGCAACACAUUUUUGGCGGUUUCGCGAGAAACACGCGCCAAAAGCGUGUGCUGGAGUGUUUUUGGCGCUUCAGCUUCUACACGGCCGCCUGGAUCUACGGCAUCUUCGUUUUAUGGGAUAAGCCGUGGCUGUGGGACGUGAAAGAAUGCUGGAUCGGGUACCCGUUUCACGAGAUCCCGCGAUCGGUUUGGUGGUACUACACGUUGGAGGCAACAUUCUACUACUCCCUGCUGCUCGGCGCAUUUUUCGACGUGCGCCGUUCCGACUUUUGGCAGUUGAUCUUCCACCACGUCGUGACGCUCGGCCUCCUCUCCGCCUCGUGGGCCAUCAAUUUUGUUCGGGUCGGGACCCUGGUGCUCGUGUCGCAUGACAUUGCCGAUGUGUUCCUCGAGGGCGGCAAGCUUGUACGCUACGCCGGAAAGCACAAGAUGUUGACCAACGUGUGCUUCGUGUUGUUCAUGUCCAGUUGGAUUCUCACCCGCCUCACCUACUAUCCACUCAUCGUCAUCCGGUCGGCCUUUUUUGACGCGGCCGACUUGAUACAGCCUGACUAUCAAAUCUUCAACCCGUUGCAGGUUCCCUACGUGCCGCGGCUGAUCAUCAUCAUGUUGGUCGCCCUCUUCCUGCUGCACAUCUUCUGGACGUACAUCAUCGGAAAAAUCGUCGUGCGGACGAUACAGGAGGGUGAGGCGGCCGAUGUGCGCUCCGACAGCGAGGACGAGGCCGAGGAGCAGGAAGUCCGCCGGAAACGACUCACAAAAACGAAACAACAAACGAAGAAGGAAGAC